UACGCGAUCAGCUAUUACUCUAAAAAAUGUGCUAUUUUAGAAGUUUUAUGACUGGUCAUCACUAAUUUGUUAACGUUUUUAAUAUUAAAUAUUAUUACUAUAAUUAGUUGAAAGGUGGCUUGUUCAACAUGGCUUGGCAAAUGCCGGGUCAAUGGAACACAGGCGUUCCACAAAUGAACCAAAUGACGCCAGAUUUAAACAUGGGAUCCUACACACCUGAGCAAUGGGCUGUUAUGCAGCAACAGAAUUGGCAGCAAUGGACCCAGUGGCAGCAACAGUAUUCGCAAUGGCAAAGCCAGUAUGGCGAAAAGUAUGCACAGCAAAUGCAGUCUAUGGCAAUGGGGGGGAUGGCGCCACCGCUCCCAACUUCAAAUACUGCCCCUCCUCCAGCACCGCCUCCACCGGAGAAGCCUCCGCCACCUCCACCACAUGAGAACAACCAGCCCCUAUUUGGACAACCCAACCCAGUACCAGCCCCUGGAUCACAGCCAAUUCAACAUACAGGGAGUUCUAAUAAUAUUAGCAUUCCUACAGGUAACACACAAAAAAAUUGGCAGCAUGGAAACGAAAACCGGCAAGAAGCUUCCUUACCGGCCAAUGCAGAGGCCUUAAAGAAACUAGCAGAGGAAGAAAGGCUCUUCGAUAUUCAGUUUGAAAAGUGGGAAGAAGAAAUCCAAAAAUGGAAAAGGGAAAAUGUGAACCAUCCGGACAAACAGGCUUAUCAUGAGUAUGAGCAAAAAUUUGAAACUUGCAGGGCACAAUUGUUAGAGCGUCGGCAGGUGAUGAAACAGAAGAGGGCACGACUGCUGGGCCAGGCUGCUCCCGCUGCAGGCAGUGCUCCAACAGGUAAUCCAUCCCCAGCUCCCCCUCCUCAACAAACUAUGACUGCCAGUCGUAACCCUAAUUUGCAGUCCCAAAGCAACACUAGCUCAUCAAAUCUCGCCCAGCCAAGCAACCAUUAUAAACAACAGGAACAACAUAAUUACAGACCAAAUAAUAAUCAAAUGUCAACUCAAAACUUUAAAAACAAUCCUCCCCAAAAUUACCAAGGUAAUGCUCAAUAUGCGCAAUAUAACAAUAAUAUGCAACAAGGUUAUAACAGGAGCAAUAAUCAAGGUGUGGACCCACAAGACAGAUUUGAGUCCUAUGACGCUCAGGAUACAUAUGAGACCCAGGAUAUGGAUGAGGGUAAUUACUCCCCGGCCCCUGUUACGACCACAAACUUUUUACCUGGAGCUGGAUCUGCUAAAGGCAUUCCAGGGUUGGAUUUAGUACCCGAAGACAGAGAGGGUCAACCGCAACAACCUGAGGUUAUUGAUAUAACUGGUGACAAACCAAAAACCACCCACCCGCCAGACCUUACUAACAUUUCUAAAGGCAUAAACAACAUACUUGGAGAUGAGAAAAUCAUGAACAUCCUUUCAAUGGUUCGGGAUCAAGUUGCACCUCCUACUCUCAAUAAGCCAGGUCCUACUGCGCAAAGUGUACCAUACAAUAAUAUGAAUAACUCCAAUGUUCCACCUAAUGUACCAUUUAAUAAUAAUAUGAGUAACACUAAUGCUCCUCAAAAUGCUCCAUAUAACAAUAUGAGUAACGCAAAUGCUCCUCCAAAUGCCCCAUAUAACAAUAUGAGUAACGCAAAUGCUCCUCCAAAUGCCCCAUAUAAUAACAAUAUGAGUGCUCCUCCAAAUAAUCAGUGGGACAGAAAUCAUGCUACACCUAACCAACAAUUUAGUAAUGCUCCCCCGAACAUGUACUACAAUCGUCAAGGUCCUGGCUAUGGUGAUCAAUCUCAGCAAGAUCAGCAGUAUCCACCUCAAAGAAGGAAUGACAGAGAAAAUAUGUCAAUGGAUCCAUACAAUGAUAGGAAUAUGCAAGGUCAAAACAUGCAACAAAGACCACCUAUGAGACCUAACAUGCCUAACAUGCAAAACAAUCCCCAACCACUUAUGCAAGGGGGUCAAGGCUAUCCGAAUGAUAAUUUCAAUAGGAGACCUCCGCCACCUCCGCGAGGAGCUCCUGACAAUAUGAGGCCUAUGAGACCCAAUAUGAGUACUAUGCCGCCACCAAGGCCCCUCAUGGCAGGCGUGCCCGGUUAUGAUGAACAGGAUUAUUCAAGGGGGCCUCCUGAUAACAGAGGGAUGCUUGGCAAUAUGAAUAACCAGGCAAUGAAUAACCAAACUGCGGCGCCUCCGCCACUUCCACAGCCGGUGCGCCCGAAGUGGACUGAAGAACCAUUAUUUACUCCGUCGAUAAUUGUUGAAUAUGAACACAAACCUCUAAGAUUGAAAGCUCGUGAAUUUAUUGAGCCCGUCCAUAUGUUUGACUACAAUCACAAAUCAAAGGAUGAUAACAUUAAGAAAAGAGAUUUUGAAAAAGAGGCUGAUGAAUUAUUCCAAAGGAAACCCAGAAGAAUCGAGUCAGAAGAUGUGUAUAGAGAAAAUCGUUUCGGUCCAGGUGAUUACAUGGAAAAUCGUUUUGCCGCUGAAGAUAACUCUAGGGAUUAUUCACCAAGGGAUUUCGAACGACGAUAUCCUAGAGAAGAAAUAAGACAUGACCAUAGGGAAUUAAGAGAUGACUACAGGGACAUCAGAGGUCCUCCUAGGGACGAAUAUGAUGAUAGAAUUGAUAGACGAAGGCUAAAUGAAAGAUAUGAUGAAAGAAGACGCGAUGAUCGCGACAAAUUUCCUAGACGCGAAGAUUUUACUAGAGACAGAGGGCGGGAACGUGAUCGAGAUAGAGAAGAUUCAUACAGACAAAGAGAUAUACGUAGAGAUGACAACCGCCAUGACAGUAGAAAUCGCAGUAGGAGUCGUGACCGUGACACCCGUAAAAGAGGCCGCAGCAGAGAAAGUAACAUAAGCGAGACCUCGUCAAAGAAAUCAAAAGAAGUGGAGAAGAAAAAUGAAUCUCCCAAGCAUGUUGUUAUGAUUGACGAUAUUUUAGAACCCCCAGGUCGUGAAAUGAGGCCAGAGAAAAUAGUUAUUAUUUUACGAGGUCCCCCUGGCAGUGGCAAAUCGUAUUUAGCAAAAUUAAUAAGAGACCGCGAAGCGGAACACGGCGGAACGGCUCGAAUCAUGUCCAUUGACGACUAUUUCAUGCAGGAAGGGGAAAUAGAAGAAAAAGAUCCUACUACUGGCAAAAUUGUCAAGAAACCAUCUUUAAAAUAUGAAUAUGAAGCAAAAUCAGAAGAAACUUAUAUGAACUCUCUGAAAAGAGCAUUUAAAAGGUCAUUGACUGACGGCUACUUCAACUUUUUGAUAUAUGACGCAGUGAAUGACACGCUGAGAAGCUACGCCGAUAUUUGGAACUAUGCUAGACAACAAGGUUUCCAGGUGUACAUUUGUACAAUGGAGUUGGAUUCCCAGAUAUGUUUCAAGAGGAAUAUCCACGGUCGAACGUUGGGUGAUAUUCAAGUGAUAACCACUCGGUUCUUUUCGACCCCGGACCACCACAUUCAGCUGGACGCGACGACGCUGUUACAAAGCGGGGCCAUUACCGAGGUGCAGAUGGAAGACGUGGAUGACGAUAUCAUAAUGCAGGACGCGCAGGAACCAGAGGUUGAAAGCUCUUUUACUUCGAAGUGGGAGAAAAUGGAUGACGCGGCGCAACUAGCUCGGCUCGACGGCACCAGCAAGCCGCUCCGGCCCUCGCACGUUUCAAUGGAGGACUACCUACAGCUAGACGACUGGAAACCAACCACAGCUAAGCCAGGGAAGAAAACGGUACGCUGGGCAGACAUAGAAGAGAGCAGUCAGCAAGAGAAGAUGCGUGCCAUCGGAUUUGUGGUAGGGCAGACGGACUGGAAUCGCAUGACAGAUCCUACUAUGGGUUCUAGUGCGCUCACUCAAACUAAGUACAUUGAGAGAGUUAGAAGGAAUUAAGUCAUAACUUAUAGUUUAGUGUUACCAUUUAAUCUUGAAUAAGGUGUAAAACCAGUUCACAGAACUUGUUUGAAGUUUUCAGUAUAGACCUAGGCAGUCAUUUCGGAUAACAAAUAAAAACAUUAUUUUAUUAUGAAUGUCGCAGAUUUGUGCGUA
This is a messenger RNA of Cydia amplana, 4040 nucleotides long. Its product is annotated as YLP motif-containing protein 1. Lineage: Eukaryota; Metazoa; Arthropoda; Insecta; Lepidoptera; Tortricidae. The transcript has 9 exons. The record is from RefSeq and is a predicted model, not a curated record. Gene Ontology annotation, cellular component: nucleus. The coding region runs from base 129 to 3884 and encodes 1251 amino acids. Gene Ontology annotation, biological process: regulation of telomere maintenance.